Fusarium pseudograminearum CS3096 is the source of this 864-nucleotide messenger RNA. RefSeq lists its product as uncharacterized. The transcript has a single exon. Lineage: Eukaryota; Fungi; Ascomycota; Sordariomycetes; Hypocreales; Nectriaceae. The record is from RefSeq and is a predicted model, not a curated record. Gene Ontology annotation, molecular function: ATP hydrolysis activity; ATP binding. The coding region runs from base 1 to 864 and encodes 287 amino acids.
AUGACUCCUCCUCCCAAGCCUCCUCGUGUCGAGGUCAACAACCUCUCAUACACGUUCCCUGACUACUCAACUGGUGUCAACAACAUUACUCUCGACCUCCCCCCGCGAUCCCGUACUCUGCUCAUUGGCGCCAACGGUGCUGGUAAGACGACUCUGCUUCGUCUCCUCGCUGGCAAGCGCCUUGCGCCCAGUGACACCAUCUCUAUCUGCGGAGUUGACCCUUUCAAGGAAGGUCUUGAGGGUGUCACAUAUCUCGGCCUUGAAUGGGUUCUCAACCCUAUUGUCCGAACUGACAUUGGCGUCAACGAGCUGCUUAGCUCUGUUGGCGGUGAUGCGUACCCUGACCGUCGAGAUGAGCUUGUAGCCAUGCUCGACGUCGACACUAACUGGCGCAUGCACGCUGUUUCCGAUGGUGAGCGCCGUCGCGUUCAGCUUGCAAUGGGUCUUCUGAGACCCUGGACUGUCCUGCUUCUCGAUGAGAUCACUGUUGAUCUCGAUGUCCUAAGCCGUGCCGAAUUUCUCGCCUGGCUCAAGAACGAGACAGAGAUCCGAGAGUGCACCAUCGUUUAUGCUACCCAUAUCCUGGACAACCUUGCUGGCUGGCCUACUCACCUCGCGCACAUGCACCUCGGUACUGUCAAGGAAUGGGACGAAGCCGACAAGAUGCUUGCCACCAUCGACGGCACUGUCGGUGCCUCUGGCAACAGUCGUCUAGGAGAGCUCGUCCUAGGCUGGCUCCGAGAUGACCUGAAAGAGCGAGGACCACGAAGCGGUAUCAACCGCGGUUCUGAAGGCAAGACGUACGGUUUUGGAGGAAUCCAGAUUGGCGGCUAUGGCGACGAGUCUAAGCCGCGUAAGGAAUAA